This is a messenger RNA of Podospora pseudocomata, 1062 nucleotides long. RefSeq lists its product as uncharacterized. The coding region runs from base 1 to 855 and encodes 284 amino acids. The transcript has 2 exons. Lineage: Eukaryota; Fungi; Ascomycota; Sordariomycetes; Sordariales; Podosporaceae. The record is from RefSeq and is a predicted model, not a curated record.
AUGAAGCUCACAGCUGGUCAUGCUCUUCGGGAGACGUUCAAACGGGUGUGUAUUGUGCACUCGGCGGAACAAGUUCCUUUUGGUCCCUACUGUGCAGGUGUAGAGGGCCACUGUAUCUCCGCCAAGGUGGAAAAUGAGAUGCUGCGCAAGUUGGACGGGGUCUGGUCCGUGUCCAAGGCCAUUCAACGUUACGCAUGGGAGCAUGGCAGGCUUCAGACCAAGUUUCUGGCGCACACACCUUGGACUUUUCUCGAUGUUGACACUGGUCGGAUGCCGGCUAUUCGAAACAAUGUCGACAAGGAGGAGAUUGGUAUGGUCAACCCGGCCCCCAUCAAAGGCUUGGAUAUUGUGCUUGGCCUGGCUGCCAAGUUCCCACACAUGAAGUUUGUCACAUGGACUAGCUGGGGGUCCAAACCUCGACACAUCGAGAGAAUAAAGGCUUAUCCCAAUAUCCGCAUCGAGGCGACUACCCCGAACACCGACGACAUUUGGGACCGCAUCAAGAUUCUUCUCGCCCCAUCCAUCUGGCACGAAGCUUGGGGGCUUAUUGUCACGGAGGCGCAGCUUCGUGGUAUACCUGUCAUUGCUUCCAAUUCUGGCGGGCUCCCUGAGGCCAAGGUCAACGUCCCUCCCAUCAUUCCCAUCAACCCUGUCACCGGUCAUCAGCGAGAUGAGAAUGGGGACUACAUCAUUCCAGAUCAAGAUAUUGGACCUUGGGAGGAGGCUUUGGAAAAGCUGAUGACGGACCGCGAGGAGUACCUCACCUUGGCCGCUUUGUCUGCCGUAAAAACAGCAGGCUGGCUUAAGAGUGUUGGCCAGAGGACUCAUGAGAGAUGGCUACAAUCCAUGAUGUGAAGGGAAACUGGGAGGAGGCGACGGUUACGGCGAGUUUUGCAAGGGCUCUAAAGGACAUAAUCAGUGACCAGGAUUCUUGGUCCACGGUUGUCCUUCCUUGUUUCUCUUGAGUUUGAUGAGGGGAUUGCCAAUUGAGGUUGCAGACGUACUGAUUAGCGUAGUUGAGAUAUUGUUUUCCCUACAAUCUAAUCGAUCAUCCUUUUUCCA